Molecule: messenger RNA, 1392 nt
Organism: Effrenium voratum
Lineage: Eukaryota; Dinophyceae; Suessiales; Symbiodiniaceae
Source: the annotation of a GenBank genome assembly
AUCCUGGGCCGCGUCACGGUGCGGCUGAACGGCAUCGAGUCCUCCUGCGGAGGCGAGGACGACGGCGAGGGCGAGGGUUGUGUCUACAGCUUUGCAAGGAGGAGCACCCCAUCUGUUGUGGAGGUCGCGCCCUUGCAUGGGCAAACCCUUGAGGAAGAGGUGCCGUUGGUCCGCAUCAUCGUGGCCGGCUGGGACGGGAUGUCCCCAGACCUACCCGAGGUCUACUUUGGGUCCCAGCAGUGUGACGUGAACCUCACGAAGCGCUUGGUCCAGCGUUGCCCAGAUUGCGGGCAGGGGCACUGCAUCUCCAACGUGCUGACGGCAGACAUGGCCGACGCCAGCGGUCAGGGAGGCGAGCCGCCGGUGGCUUGCAAGUGUCAGGAUGGCUGGCACGGCGAGAACUGUCGCCAUCCCUGCACCUGUGUCUACCCCGGCACGGUCUCAUGUGCAGAUGGCGCCCAGGGCGACGGCAGCUGCACGUGUGUGGACCUGCACAACGGCACGAACUGCGAGAUGUGCGAUGCAGGCUACUACCGCUCCAGAGCCGACGGCCUCUGCGAUACCUUCUGCGACCGCAACGACACCUGCUCCGGCUCGGGAAGCUGCACCCAGCGCGGGCAGUGCCAAUGUGACCUCUGGUACUUUGGAGAGCACUGCGACUGCUCGUGCAACGGUCAUGGUAUUUGCGACGACGGCGUGUGCAAGUGCGAUGUACGAUGGGAUGGAGAGUUUUGCGACGAGCCCAGCGCCAGCAACGCCUCCUGCGGCAACUGCAGCGCGCGGGGCAUUUGCGGUGAUGGCUGCGAGUGCCUUGAAAGCUUCUACGGGGAGAAUUGCGAACGCUCCUGCGGAGAUUGCGAGGAGGAGAGCACUGUGUCCUGCGACUUGGGCUUCUGCUUCUGCCGCGAGGGCUUCUGGGGCCCCAAGUGCGAGCGCCAGUGCGAGUGCGGAGCGCUGGGCACCAGCUCCUGCGACUUCACCAGUGGAGCUUGCAGCUGCCGGGAAGGGUGGCAGGGUACCAGCUGCAGCGAAUGCGCCCCCAACUACUACCCGCAGGGCCAGUGCGACGUCUUCUGCGAAGGUUCCAGCACCUGCGGAGGCUUCGGCGAGUGCAAUGACGAGGGCGCAUGCCUUUGCUUCGGCUCCCGCUCGGCGGAAUCUUACUGCCGGACGUGUCUGUCGCACUACUACCCCGCCGAGGAAGCCACGCUGAUUCUGGGCAUCCCUGAUCCCCCGGAGAUCUUCGUGGAGGAGCUUCGGGAGGUGGAAGUGGACUGCCCAGGCCCAGGCGAAGACGAUGACAAUGACUCGGACGACUUCAACGCGUCCAAUGCCUCCAAUGCCUCGAACGACUCCAAUGGCAGCGCCGGGGAGUCCCAAGGUGCCUGGUGA